CGAAACGCAAAUGUUUUGGCGGGAAUCGGUUUGUGAGCUUCAGCUUGUUCAUAGUGUUACAAACUAUUUGGCAGGCGUGUAUUAAACUUUUAUCUAUAUUAUCAUGGAUGAACAGUGUAUACCAGAAUUUCAUAUUCCUUCUUCAGCAGAUGACCUUACAAGUGAUCGUUGGAAAAACGCAGGAAGAUAUACUGUUGAAAACGUGCUUGAUAUCGGAGAUUUGCCAGGAAAACUUGCUGAAUGCCGGGAAGCCAUGCACGAUGUUGGUAUGCUGUUCGUCCUAGACCAUUUUGAUUCACUGUUCUCGGUGAUAGUCCACUUCAGAAAACUGGAGUGGAGUGUGUUAACAAAAGCAUGGGGUGCUGUCAUGCAAGCUUUCAGGAUUAGUGUCAAAGAAUUGGAUAAGACUAUUUGUGACUCAAUGGAAGCAGAUAAGCAGCACAAGUACCGUAAUGCCACAAAAAUGAUGGUGUAUUUGCUUACACAAUAUAUUAAAGGUUUUGAAGACAGACUGGCCGGGUGUGGCAAGGGUAAAAAUAAAAUCAGCAAAGUGUCAGAAAGCAAAGACUGGAACUGGAAAGAACGUAACCAUGAGGCACUGAUUGAAAUAUAUAAUUGCUUACAGUUACCACUGCAAAAUCUUUGGGAUCCAGCUGUCUGCGAAGAAACAUUUUCAGAUAUUAUCGGAAAUGCUUGUUUCAAAUCACUAGAAGAUCCAGGAGUUACACAAGUCAAGAUGAAGCCAAUGUGUGAGACUAUUUUUCAAAUUAUUGGUACGUUGGUGAAAAAGCAUAGAUAUGGUUUCAGUUGCAUUGUGCGAAUUGGCCAGAUGUUACACAUUCAUGAACAUAUGGUGAGUCCAAUGGUGCGCUGUGUGGUUGUAUUAUUCAAAGAAUUCAAGUGUACUCGCAUUGUCCAUGAAAUUCUCCAAGAAAUCUCAAGGAUAGACACUGAAGUGGAUGCAGAUUCAGAGGAGCCUGCAGCUGGAGUGGGUGUAGCAAAAACAUAUGGCCAAUUUAUUGCAGAACUAGCAGAAUCCGUUCCUGAACUAGUAUUGCCUCACAUAGAUUUACUUAAAUCUCUUCUUGAUAUAAAGGCAUAUGUGAUGCGCAACUCAGUCCUGUCUGCAUACAGUAUAAUUGUGCAAAAGUGCCUUAGUGGUGAAGAUUUGUCUGAGGAAGAGAGAAAUAAGAGAGAUGACUUACUAUGUGAUAUGGAAGAUCACAUACAUGAUGUAAAUGCCUUUGUGCGGUCAAGGGUGCUGCAGCUAUGGCAAAACUUGGUGAAGGAGCAUGCUGUGCCUAUUUCUUUCCAUGCUAGUGUGCUAGAGAGAGCAGUGGGUCGUUUGCAUGACAAGAGUGCAUUUGUCAAGAAAAGUGCUGUGCAGCUUGUUGCAUCAUUCCUUGAACAAAAUCCAUUUGCUUCAAGGUUGGGAUUGGAAGAACUUCAAGCUCAGCUAGAAAGUGAAGAAAAAAAGCUACAAGCCAUUGAAGACUCUACUGCAAAACUGCCUCAAAAAGUAGAAGAGGAAUGGAAUGAAUUAGAGCCUGAUCUGAAAGAAGGUCUGACAGAAGUCCUGGAGGCAGAUGACACAUCAACAGAUAUGGAAUGUGAGGAAAUAGAUUUUGCAGAACAAUGUGGACUUGUCUGUAAACUGGUUAAAUCUAAAGAUUACAAGAGUGCCUAUCAACAGCUGCGCUCUUUAGAAGAGAAGCUUCCUGCCCAAGUUCACUGCCUAAAGAACAGUGUUGAUAUAGAAGAACUUCAUGAUAACUGUGUGAAAUUAUUCCGUAAAAUUCAUUUUAUGUAUCAUGGUGAACCUGAAGAGAGUGAAGAAAGUAAGGAACUUAAACGUGUCAUUGCAUUUUUAAAGGAUUCAAUAGCAUAUGUGGAGCUAAUGAACAAAGCCUUACCAGUUAUAUGUUCAUUGCUAACUUCAAUGCAAACAACAGAUAUAGUGGAGGCAAUUGAAUUCAUCACCAGUGCUUACCAAUUUGGUUUAUCUCAGGCAGAGAACAGCAUGCGAGAACUAUUGACUUUGGUGUUGUCUGGAAAUGAAUCUGUUCUGUCUGCUGUAUCUGAAGCUUAUUACCAGGUUUACCUUAAGACAGAAGAAACUGAUUCAAGGAAACAUUCAGAAAUUGUUGUGAAGAACUUGUGCCACUUAGUGUCUACAAUUAAUGCUGGACAAAAGGCAGCAUUGGACAGUCUGCUGUUGGAAUGGCUUAAGAAAGGCUACAUAACUCCAGGUGACAUACAGAUUAUGUGGGAGUGGGUGGCUAUGGCAGAACCAGAAAUAAGUGCAGAGGACAGCAGACAUGCUUUGGUUUUACUGGACAUACUUGCUGUAGAGAAAUCAGAUAUGAUGAAAACAAGAUUGCCAUUUCUCAUUGCUGCUUGUCUAGGAGAACGUGGUCAAAAGGAUUUUCUUCUUGUUACCAUUACUUGUCGACUGAUUGCAAAAUCUCACAGAGAUUCUGAAAGGUUACCAGAGGAUCAUGUGAUGUUCUCAAAUCUUUGUAACAUAUUGCGUGAAGGAUUCCCAAAGAAGGACUGUCCAAAUUAUGUGGUCAUGGCUGAAGCUGCUAUUGAAUUAAUAUACCAGUUGUCCAUGAAACCAGUUGCUGAAAUGGAAUCAUUGGUGAUCAGUUUAUCAGAGCAGCUUCAGAAUUGUAAUCUAAAUAAGGACUCGGGUUCAGAGUCUGGCAAAUAUCCUGCAGAAGUUCUCUCACGUUUCUUGUUUGUUGUGGGUCAUAUAUGUUUGAGACACAUGAUUCAUUUGGAAGAAUAUGUUUACAUCAAACUGAGAAAAAUAGCAACAAAGAACAAAAGGAAGUCGAAAGCUAGUGACACUUCAAAAUCACGAGAGGGUUCUCCAUCUGGUACACAAGCAGAAGAUAAUGAGUAUGAGCAAAUCAGAAUGUUGUGUGAGAAACAUAUUGUGACCGGAACAGAUAUGCUUGCUAUCUGCAGCAAGUUCGUUGUUGAUAUAUGCUCCAAGCCAAAGGAAUAUGAUGGAACCAGUGUUUUAACAUCUGCAUUUUUAGCAUUAUCCAAGAUGAUGGUAGUAUCAAGUGAGUUCUGUGCAGAGCAUAUACAACUUUUCAUGACUGCAUUGAAAACAUCAACUGAUGAAAAGUUGCGUGCAAAUUGCCUGAUAGCCUUUGGUGACAUAGCUUUUCGAUUUCCAAAUGUUGCUGAACCCUGGACUGGAUAUAUUUGUGACAGUUUAAGAGAUACAACAUCAGAUACAGUGCGUCAAACAGCAGUACUGAUUCUCACUCACUUGGUGAUGAAUGACAUGGUGAAGAUCAGGACUCAAAUAGCAGACAUAGCUUUAUGUUUAACAGAUGCACAUCCAGAAAUUUCAUAUACAGCAAAGGUGUUUUUCUAUGAACUUUCACAGAAGGGUAAUGCCUUAUAUAAUACACUACCAGAAAUUAUUUCAAAGUUGACACAUCCUGAAACUAACCUUGAUGAUAGUAAAUUUCGCGCGAUUCUGAAAUUCAUAUUGGGACUAAUUCACCGUGAAAGGCAGUUGGAAACUUUGAUAGAAAAGCUGUGUCAACGAUUAGGUGCUGCAUCUACUGAACAGCAAGCAGCUAAUCUAGCCUUUUGUAUGAGUUUGCUGACUUACAAUGAGAAAUCUCUUUAUCUGCUCAUUGAAAACCUUAAAUGUUAUGCAGAUAAACUCCAUCACAAGCCAGUACUUGACUAUUUCAUGAACAUUGUCAGCAGUUCGAUGAAAAAUCCGAAACAGGAAAUCAAGGCUGUAAGCAGUGAACUGGAGUCAUAUAUUCAGGAUAUUGUAAAUGGAACGGGUGAGAAAAAGCAAGAUGGUGACGAGCAAGAACCAGACAGGCCACCAAGAACAACAAAGACACCGUACCGUCGAAGAGGUACCAGGCAGGCACCAUCAACAGUUAAAAAGCAACUGCAAAAAGGGAAAACUCCUAGACGAAGAAAACCAAAAACACCUUCUUCUACAUCUGAGAGUAGUGACCUGGAAGAAUGAGAAACCUUUUAGGUUUUAUUCAUUUUAACUGACAUAGGGGAAAUGCUUCCUGCAAUUAAGCCCAUAAUUUAUACAUUGAACAAAACAUGACAAAGUGCAAUAUGUACAAUCAUAAGAAGGGCUACAAAUGCUUUCAUGCUGGCACACAACUAUUUUAAUGUGUCAAUAUGCAUGACAACUUUAAACUGCCUUUUUGAAAACAGGAAUAAUUAUUUUAUUAAUUUUUAUAUUUAACUCUCCACUGAUACUCCGCAAGUAGGGCUCUGUAUUAUUGUAUAACUGACCUGUUAGUUCUAAAUGUACAGGAUUUUAUUUAGUUAACUGGUGACUGAAUUAAAUGUACAGUAUCUCUGCAUAGUGAUAAAGUGCACGUGCACAUUUUAUGUAUUGCUGCCAGUAUGAAUGAAUUAGUUUUUACUAGUAUCAUAA
Molecule: messenger RNA, 4444 nt
Organism: Schistocerca nitens (vagrant locust)
Lineage: Eukaryota; Metazoa; Arthropoda; Insecta; Orthoptera; Acrididae
Gene: Cap-D2
Product: condensin complex subunit 1
Exons: 26
Coding region: 104-4015 (1303 amino acids)
Biological process (GO): meiotic chromosome condensation; mitotic chromosome condensation; mitotic cell cycle
Cellular component (GO): condensed chromosome, centromeric region; nucleus
Molecular function (GO): histone binding
Source: RefSeq, a predicted model, not a curated record